Molecule: messenger RNA, 846 nt
Organism: Setaria italica (foxtail millet)
Lineage: Eukaryota; Viridiplantae; Streptophyta; Magnoliopsida; Poales; Poaceae
Product: zinc finger protein ZAT11
Exons: 1
Coding region: 106-669 (187 amino acids)
Source: RefSeq, a predicted model, not a curated record
UCUUCAGCACCUAUGUAUCUUCAAUUCCCAUGCCUCCAAAAUUACACCUCAAGAAUGUUUAGCAAGGGAUAGGAGCUAGCAAGAUUCUAAGAACCUCGAUCCGCAAUGAAGCGUGGCAGAGAUGACGCCAUCGCCGCCAUGGGAGAUGACAACAACGACAGGUACCCUCUCGGAGAAGAAGACGAAGAUGGCGUUGAAGAAGAAGACCGCCACCAGCAGCGAGCGGCAUGCGACGUUCUGCUCUCUCUGUCGUGCGGCUCAUCAUCCGGCAGCAGCAGCACCAGCGGCGAGGAAGAAGCUGCAGGCACGGCGGCGGUGCCGCCACUUAAUAAGCGCCUUCGUCGGCGCCGCCGAGGGCGCGACGACGCUUUCGAGUGCCGGACGUGCGGACGGAAGUUCAUGACGUUCCAGGCGCUCGGCGGCCACCGGAGCAGCCACCUCAGGCGGCCGCCGGCGACGAAGCUCCGGCCAAAGGAGGUGGCCGUCCACGCGUGCGGCACCUGUGGGCUGGGCUUCUCGACGGGCCAGGCCCUUGGCGGCCACAUGAGGAGGCACCGCGGGCCUACUACUACGGAGGAUGAUUUUGGCUAUGUGGGCCUUCCACAGAUCAUCAUGCAACAAGACAGGCCCAGUUCGGCCUCCUUGCCGCUUCUCAACCUGUUCGUGUAGAUCACCAUACAAACUGCUUAAAAGGCUAAAAGCUUAAAUGCCUACAUGAUGCAACCAGUUCAGUUCCUUACUUGUAAUUAUUAAUUAACAUGUUGUGUAAGGUUGGUCUACAAAAGGGGAUAUAUGUAAAGUGGCGUAUAUUUGUAUAUAUGCUUAAUAUACAUACAUUAGAGAUAA